This is a messenger RNA of Molossus molossus (Pallas's mastiff bat), 3518 nucleotides long. It is a transcript of the gene FGFR1OP2, whose product is annotated as FGFR1 oncogene partner 2. Gene Ontology annotation, biological process: response to wounding. The coding region runs from base 243 to 1043 and encodes 266 amino acids. The transcript has 8 exons. The record is from RefSeq and is a predicted model, not a curated record. NCBI's taxonomy places the organism in Eukaryota, Metazoa, Chordata, Mammalia, Chiroptera, Molossidae.
CUCGCGAGGUUAGAGCGCUGUGGGAGCGCUAGUCGGACGCUGUUGCCGGGCCAGUGAUGGGCAGACCCUCCAGUUGCCCGCCGACGGCUUCUGCGGUGUUCUGCGUCUGCUCGCUGAAGGAGCUGAACAGGCGAGAGGACUGUCUUCCUGUGGGUGCACAGGUCUCCGUUGGCAGAGGCGUUGAGUUCUAGUCGCCACAGCUGACGGCUGCGAGGGACUGAGACCAGAGCAUUCCUUUAGAAAUGAGUUGCACAAUUGAGAAGGCACUUGCUGAUGCUAAAGCUCUUGUUGAAAGACUGAGAGAUCAUGACGAUGCAGCAGAAUCUCUGAUUGAGCAGACCACCGCUCUCAACAAGCGAGUAGAAGCAAUGAAGCAGUAUCAGGAAGAAAUUCAAGAACUUAAUGAAGUUGCAAGACAUCGGCCACGGUCCACAUUAGUUAUGGGAAUCCAGCAAGAAAACAGACAAAUCAGAGAAUUGCAACAAGAGAACAAAGAAUUACGUACAUCCUUGGAAGAACAUCAGUCUGCCUUGGAACUUAUAAUGAGCAAAUAUCGUGAGCAGAUGUUUAGAUUGCUAAUGGCUAGCAAAAAAGAUGAUCCGGGUAUAAUAAUGAAGUUAAAAGAGCAGCACUCCAAGGCGACCCCUGUGAAAGGAUUGAGAACUGCUGAUCUUGAGAUUGACAUGGUGCAUCGUAACAACUCCGAAGGAUUCUUCCUUGAUGCAUCUCGACACAUCCAUGAAGCACCUCAACAUGGACUGGAGAGGAGGCGCUUGGAAGCAAAUCAGAAUGAAUUACAAGCACAUGUUGACCAGAUAACUGAAAUGGCAGCAGUAAUGAGGAAAGCCAUUGAAAUUGAUGAGCAACAGGGUUGUAAGGAACAGGAAAGAAUAUUUCAACUUGAACAAGAAAACAAAGGCUUGAGAGAGAUCCUUCAAAUAACCCGAGAAUCAUUUUUGAACCUUAGAAAAGAUGAUGUAUCAGAAAGUACAUCUCUGUCAGCAUUAGUGACUAAUAGUGACCUGAGUCUGAGGAAGAGCUGAAGAGUCCAUGAGCUUCUUUCAAUGCUCCAAACAAUCCGUGGGACUGGCCUACCAAAGUGAAUGAAUUAAUAGAAAAAUCAAUUCAAGCUACCCUUUUUUUCCCUAUGAUAUGUACAGUGCACUGUUAAAUGACAAUUUAAGAGAUAGCAACAAAAAAUGCAUAGUUUAUGGUUAUAGACUUUAUUCCAAAAUAUAAUUGAAAAGUAGAAACUAAGACUGUUAAUUGCUGAACAAAUUGAAGAUUUUCACAAUGACUGCUGAACAUAACAAGAGCUUUCAGUAGUGCUCUUAGCUUUCCAGAUGAUACUUGGAUAAACAGGAAUAUUCCCAGUAAAUGUUUGGGAAUUUAUGAAAUCCCAACUUUAAAAUACAAAUUCGGUCACAGUUUGGUGAAUGGAAGAUCAUCAUCCUAAAUUUUAUCCUUCCUGAUUGGUGUCCAAGUUAACAAAUAGCCUGUGUACCAUGAGACUUCAGCUUUCAUGAUUGCCUUUCUACCUUAUUAAUUUAAAAUUUUGUCAAAGAAUAUUCAGUUUGAAAGGCCAUAUGAAUGUUUUACAUGUACCAUAAACAAAAGAGGUAAUUUAAUUUUAGCUAACUUACCAUAAUUGAUAUUCAGCAAACAACUGUCCAUAAUUGCUAAGCAUAUGAAAUAGUAUUUCAGGAAUGGAAGAGAAGGAAUACUACUUUCUAAGAAAGAAGAUCUUAUAAGAGACAUAUUCAGUAGGUUAAACUACUCUUUUGAAAGAAUAAGUUUUGGUUUUAAAUCAAUAAUGAAGAUGAGAUUUUUCUCUUCUCUGGUUGAUCUUUAAGGAUAUUAUAUAGCUCAUUUAGCUAACAGAGUUUAAAUGUCUGGUAAAGCAAGCUAAGUAUGGUUAUUUCAAAGUAAAUUGGGAAAUCCUCUGCCUCAUAGAGCCCUUUUUAAAAAGUAACUGUUAAGAAAGAUAGAAAAGGUAAAUUAAAAUUAUUUUUUUUCUGGAUCUAUUCUUAAGCACCAUGUGGUCCUUAUAACCUAUAAGAUUUUUCUUACAACCUUUCAGUUGAAAAGGGACACACACAAAAAAUUGAUGGAGUUAGAAGUAUUUUAUUUUUUUAUGAAAUAUAUAUCCAGUAUGUAAACUUUCAAAAGCCACCAGAAAUAGAAAUGUGCUUUAACAUCAAUUGAAAUCUAAAUUUUUCUUAUUUUUUGGUGAUUGUAGAAUAAAAGGAUAAAAGAAGAGUGUCAGAUAUAUUAUGCUCAUUUAUAUUGAAUACAUAAUAAAAUUAGCACAAUAGAAAAUUUACUUUUGAGUAAAAAUGUGUUAAAUACUUACAUGGUAAUUUUUAUGUAUAAUUUCAUAUAUUGGUAAAAUUUAAAACUACUUUUCAGAAUUUUUCUGUCUUAAGUUUGGGGUAAGUGGAGUUGAUGGGGCUGACUGAAUAGAAAAGGGCUAUUGACCCAACAUUAAAUUGAUUUUUGUUCUCAUUCGGAGGCCUUAAUGUUAUAUAAAUAAAUGACAGUUAUUAUUUUUUAACUUUUCUAUUUGUUUUUCAGAAAGUAUCCCUUAAUUUGAUGGCAUAUUCAUUCAUAUAGUUUUUAUCCCAAGUUAGAAUUAAAGAAAAUAAGCUACACAGUUGAGAUUAAGUCUGAGGCAGUUCAUUGAGGCAGCUCUAUUAUAAAACAUUACUUGAUACAUAAUUAUUUUUAUAAACAAGUUGAGUUAAUUUAUUCUUAGUCUUCUUACUUGGAUAUAAUUUUAAGAUCUUAGUGUUUAAAGACAUUUACUUUGUUAUAUGGAAACAGUUUCCAUCCCAUACUUUGUUAAACAGAACCUUAAGUUUAUGUCUAAAGGUAUGUAGUGCAUAGGAGCCUAUUUUAUCAAUAAAGAUGAGUGAUUGAUUAAAAUUGGUGUGCUCUCCAAGUUAACUUGAAAAUUAUGCUUUAUUUUGAGGGUUUUUGUUUUGUUUUGUUUUUUAAUCUCUUCUUACCACAGAACUAGUACUUAGCAACAACUUCUAUCCAUGUAUUUUAAGACUUGGCAAGCAAUUUAUUGCUGAUCCUGCAAACCUUUUUAUCUUCUGUAGGUUUAAGAGCUCCCCGCCCCCAAAAGGUAUAUCCAGGUCCUAACCUGCUGUAGCUAUAAAUGUGACCAUAUUUCCCAAAGGAGUCUUUGCAGAUUUAAGGAUUUGGGGAUUAGAUCACCCUGGAUGGGCCCUAAAUCCAAUGACUGGUAUCCCUGUAAGAGAGAAGAUUUGAAACACAGGAGAGGGCCACAAGGAGAAAGCCAUUAUGAAGACACAUGCAGAGUUAGGCAAGCCAAGGAACCCUAAGGAUAAUAAGGUGCCACCAGAAGCUAAGAGAGGGGCAUGGAGUGAAUUCUCCCUCAGAGCCUUCAGAAGGGACCAGCCCUGAUUGAUUUCAGACUUCUGGCCCUCUUGAUUUUCAGAACUGUGAGAGAAUAAAUUUCUGUUAAACUACCAGCCUAUGAUGAUUACAGC